Silurus meridionalis is the source of this 2017-nucleotide messenger RNA. RefSeq lists its product as uncharacterized. Gene Ontology annotation, biological process: cell surface receptor signaling pathway; negative regulation of T cell proliferation; cellular response to lipopolysaccharide. The record is from RefSeq and is a predicted model, not a curated record. Gene Ontology annotation, cellular component: external side of plasma membrane. The transcript has 6 exons. Bases 353 to 1333 code for a protein of 326 amino acids. NCBI's taxonomy places the organism in Eukaryota, Metazoa, Chordata, Actinopteri, Siluriformes, Siluridae.
ACACACACACACACACACACACACACACACACACACACACACACACAUGUUCUUUAUGGGAAAACAGAAACAGGAUACUUUAAACUAAAGAAAGCUACUAUCAAUCCAAUACAAAAACCUGAUCUCUUCAUUUUAGCAUGGAUCUUCCCACACCUACUGCAAAUACUCAACAAAUUCCAACACUUCAUCUGCAAAAGUAAAAGUCAACUCCACCUGCAUGCUGUUGAUUCUUCUGAACUGAAACGCGGCUACCAAAAGCUUCAACUUCUACUUAAAUGACACUGAGUUACGAGACAUUUUCUUCUCUCUCCAGGGAAAUCUGUAAAAACCCCACAAGAGUCUUCCAGGCUUCAUGAUCCUCCUUUCUAUUUCCAUCUUCUGGCUCUCUGUCUGUGUGGACCCCAUCAGUGCAGAUCCUCACAUUACUGUAGAAGCUCAUGUGGGUUCCACAGCUCUCCUGCCCUGUACCCUGAGUAAAGACUUCAGCAAAACUCCACAUGUUCGGUGGCGUGCUGAUAAUGAGAUUGUGUUUGAGAGAAACAUUGAUGGUACACAUGAGGGUCCAGGAUAUGAAGGACGGGUCGACGUUCCUGAGGACGAGCUGCGUAAAGGAAACUGUUCUCUGGUGUUGAAGGACGUCAGAAUCACUGAUCACACUUUCUACAGAUCCUUUGUGCUGGAACAUGUGGAGGCUACAAACACUAACAAAACAGAAAUCAACACAGUUCAACUUGAUGUUGUUCAGAGAGUAUCAGCUCAGGUGGGAUCCACAGCAGUGCUGCCAUGUGACUGGAGACAUCUGUCCAUCCAAACAUAUUAUGUUAAGUGGAUUAUUGGUCUUAAGAUUGUGUUUGAGCGAGAGGGUAAUGAGACAUUUCAGGGUGAAGGAUAUGAGGGACGUGUGGACGUUCCUGAGGAGGAGCUGCUUAAAGGAAACUGUUCCCUGGUGUUGAAGAACGUCAGUGUUACUGAUGAAACUCUGUACAGCAGCUACAUGGUAGUGAUAAACAACUACAAAUUGGUCCAGAAGGUGAAACUAUCAGUCAGAGAAAAAUCUGAAGAAAGGAAAGAUGAUCCAUCAGAUCCCUCAGAUGAAGCUGAUGGAAUGAACCUGCUGAUCAUCAUCACUGUUUGCAUCAUAUGUUCAGUUCUUCUUAUAUUUAUUGCAAUUUUAUUAUGGAGGAAAUAUCAGUGUAAUUUAACAAACUGCAGAGACUCCAGUGAUCUCAGGAGCUCCAUCUCACAGAAUAAUAGAAAUGAGGAAGAUCUCAGUGCGUCUCCUUUAAAUCAACAAGUGAACAACUGUGAAGUGCGGGAGAACAUUUCUAAUUGAUGCUAACAUGAAGCUGUGAUCCUGGAACACCACAAUAUCAACACAAAUAUACAAACAGAAGCAUGUAAAACAAGGACCAAAAACCAAUGCAGAGCAGGAGCUGAGGACAAGGAAGAAACUAAUGGAGAGCAAGAAAAGCAAGAACGACUCAUCAACAUAAGCUUCAGAAGAAGAAGCUGGAAAAACUGGUUGAUGACACGGCUGCUGCUGUCUGUACUGCUUUACCAUGUUCAAUCAGGUUAAUAAGAGAUUUAUUUAACAUGAUUGAGUACUUCAUGAACCACAGGACAGAGACUGUGAUAUUUUACAUUCUUUAUCAAGAGCACUGAACCAUGUUUAUCCUACAUGUACAAACCCCAAAUCAUGUUCAAACACCUUCUUUCCAAUUGAUUCUAAUGUUUUUUCCAGCAGUCUAAGCUUGUAUGAUGUAAUCAAGUCCUGUGAUGUUCAGGAAUUCACGAUUCUCUUAUCAGAAAAGGGAUAAACACUUUUCUCUAUCCUCCCUCCCCCUUUUCUUUUUAUUACUGCAUUUCUUACAGAACUUUGUUUCUCUUUAACAACCAGUUAAGUGCAUCCAUUGCACAGUAUUCUAGGCCUCGGGCCACCAGCCUAUAACAUGAUUCUUCUUCUUUAUUAUUAAUAAUAAUAAAUUGUUUAAUAAAAGAGAGAAGUAAAGAAGAAUGA